Molecule: messenger RNA, 1901 nt
Organism: Plectropomus leopardus (leopard coralgrouper)
Lineage: Eukaryota; Metazoa; Chordata; Actinopteri; Perciformes; Serranidae
Gene: prelp
Product: proline/arginine-rich end leucine-rich repeat protein
Molecular function (GO): protein binding
Source: RefSeq, a predicted model, not a curated record
AGGAGAGAGGAAGAGAGAGGGAGGGGAAGCAAAAGAGUGAGAGAGGCAGAGAGAAGAAAAGACACAAAAAUUGUGACUUGACAAAAGAGGGCAGGUACCAGAGGCAGGACGAUGAAGGCCGGCGCGGGACUGUUCUCUGUAUUGGCUCUGUUCCUCCUGAUAGGGGCGGUGUUCACCCAGAGACCUCGGCAAAAGAAGCCCACCAGGCGCCCAGCCACCAUCAGGAAGCCUUCUGUCCCCAAGCCUGCUGUACCGGCACAGCCAGAGCCCGCGGAGCCUACGGACUUCCCCCCUCCCAUCCUUGGCCCACCCUCCAUCUAUCCCGACUGCCCCCGAGAGUGCGUGUGCUCCCCGAGCUACCCCAAUGCUCUCAACUGUGAGAACCGCAACAUCCGUACAAUCCCUGUCAUCCCAUUUAGGACCCACUACUUGUACCUGCAGAACAACUACAUCUCAGAAGUGACAGCAGAGCCGUUUCUCAACGCCACUGAGGUCCGUUGGAUCAACUUUGCGAACAACCGCAUUCAUCGAAUAGACAAACAGGUGUUUGAGAAGAUCCCGGCACUGCUGUACCUCUAUGCCCAGCGUAACAAUCUGAAAGAGGUCCCCGCCGGUCUCCCAGCAGGCCUCGAACAGCUUCGCCUCGGAAGGAAUCGUAUUUCUAAGAUCCCUGCAGGUGCCUUUAGCAAGAUGGGGAACCUAACGCUCCUUGACCUCUACCACAACCAGAUUAGUGACAGUGACCUGGGAAAGAACACAUUUAAGGAUCUGAAGAGCCUCAUGCAGCUUAAUCUGGCCCAUAACGUCCUGAAGAAGAUGCCUGUUGGUGUACCUAGUAGCCUCAUACAGCUUUUCCUGGACAGGAACCGUAUAGAUGACAUCCCAAAAGACUACUUUGAAGGUUUCAACCACCUGGCGUUUGUGAGGCUGAACCACAACCAGCUGAGCGAUAAGGGUCUUCCCAAGCUUGUGUUCAAUAUAUCCACCCUGCUGGACCUGCAACUGUCUCACAACCAGAUCGCCUCUGUUCCUCUCUUCAGUGGUCACCUGGAGCACCUGCACCUCAACCAUAACACCAUCGAAAGCAUCAAUGGCACAUCUAUCUGCCCAUACAGCCUGCAGGCCGAUCCGGAUGAUCUCAGCCAGGUGCCCAGACUAAGGUACCUGCGCUUGGAUGGAAAUCACCUCAGCCCCCCCAUCCCUCUGGAUGUCAUCAUGUGCUUCAGACACCUCCAUUCUAUUGUCAUUUAGGAGACCAGUGCCUAACGGCCUGGGGUUAUGCACGCAUGCACACGAACCGCACACAUACAGAAUACACACACAAAUACGCACAGAGUCACCGUGUGCAUACGGAAUUAAAGACAAAGCAUGCUCAGUGAAAAAGAUAUACCCAACUGUGGAUUUGCGUUAUUGAAAGCGGGAAAAACACAUGAAAAACUGUAAAGCUUUGGUAGUUCAGCUUUCAUUCUUGCCAGAUUCAAAAGAAUUUGAGCUAUAAAUCUACAAAGAGUGGAUAUACCAACAUUUAGGGUCAGGUUUUUGUUACAUUUUAUCAGUUUUUGUUUAUAGAAAUACAAUGCAAAAAAACCUAGAAUGAGUAAAGCCUGAAAAUGCAGGUACAUUGACAGACAUGCUACAAACGUAGAAGGUAGUUAUGUUUCUUAGCAGAAAGCUGCCACCAGCAACAACAAACAGAGCUGCAGUGGAUCGCACAAAAAACAGUUUAAAACAUAACUACCAUGUAGUUGAUACUGUCCUAAAUGUGCCUGUGGUUUUCAAGGUACUCCAUGUAAAAAUGUCAUUUUAUCCUUUCUUUUCUUACUCUUCUGUAUAUUAUUCUUCUGUAUAAAGAAGCUUUGUAUAAAUAAUGGAAAAUAAAACCUUUUUCUUUGAUCAUUUGA